GUGGUAAGCAUUAGUCGUGCACUUGACGAAGUGGCGAACGGUUUAUAAAGACGCGCAUUGUUAACGCAUACUUACAAGUUGAAAUAAGCGAAUCGUAAGCGGUGAAAGGAUAACAAAGGAUUUAAACAUAUUUAGAGGAUUAUAGUAAAGAGGAAAUAAUACAAAUAACAUAAACACGCAGUGAUGAAAUUCUUUGUUUUCUACGGCGCCGCUGUGGUGCUUUUGGCGCUCAACGCCUACGCUUCCGCGCCAACAAAAGCUGAAGCGCGCAUUAGAGUCGCAGUAAAGCCGAAACGCGAAGCGCCACUUUCCAGCGGCUACCAUGGACCAUCCUACAAGUAUUUACCACCUUCAUCUGCCGCAAUUGGCAGCAACUACAAUAGUUACAGUAGUCAUGGCAGCAGCAGCAGUGCGGCCAGUUUUGGUGCAAGCGGCAGCGCUGGCUUAGGUUAUGAUUAUGCGCACGCGAGCGCACCUAAAAUUGAGACAUACAUUGUGCAAACCGAGCCUGCGCACAGCGUACACAGCAGUGGUGGAAGUAGCGGCAGUCAUCACUAUACUGGUCAUGGCAGCGCAAGCCACAGUGCUGGUGGUGGCUAUCGUUAUAGCAGCGGCGCGGCGUCACACUACUCCAGCGCUGGCGCAGCAUUGCUGGGUCAUAGUGGCAUUAGCAGCGGCGGCGGCCACUAUAAGUAUCAAACGAAAGCGCGUCCACAUGUACAAACUUUGAUAUUACCCGCACAAACUUUAACGCAUGGUGCAGUUGGCAGCAGCAGCAGCAGCGGCGGUAUACAUAGCAGCGUCAAUCAUGGCAGUGGUUUUGGCGGUGCGCACGGCAAUUUCGGCAGCGUUGGCUAUCAGUAUGCGCCCACUUUUGGCAGUUCAUCGCACUCAACGGCGGGUAGUGGUUUUGGUGGCGCGCAUGGGUCCGCGUUUGCUGGCGCUCACUCCAGCGCUGGUGCAGCAUUUAGCGGUCACUCGAGCGCUAAUCUGGGCGGCCACUCAGUUACUUACAAUCCACAACAAGGUUACAGUUAUAACGGCCAUAGUGGUAUCAACGGCGCCGCCUUUGCAUUGGGCAACAGCGCUCAUGGCGCUCAAUUUGCUCAUGGCGGUAGUAGUGGUGGCGGUGCAACGAUUACGUUCAACAAUCAAGACGGUUAUAGCAAUCAAGAGUAUGCGUCGCAUAGUGCGCCCAGCAUACCAUCGACUAGUUAUGGCGUACCAGCUGGACCGGCGGUAGCCUCUUAUCAUGGCGGCGCUGCUGAUGCAGGUGGCAACUCUUAUCAUGGCAGCGCUGACGAAACACCUGCCUAUGCGGUGGGCCACAAAGGAUUGGGUCAUUUUAGUUUUAGCGCCAGCAAACCGCAUGCUUUGCAGAGCAAUUUUAUUUCGUCUGGCAAUAGUGUCGGUCACAGCGAACACUCGGGUAGAGCGCCCUUUAAGCCAUCCACCCUGUUGGGCACUAGUUAUGAGGUAUCCGGUCCGGCUGCACAAUAUUUGCCACCCACAUCACCUGGUUAUGAAUAUCAAUCGCAUGCUGUGCUGCAAGGCGGCGCUGCAGCAGCUGGGCAUAUAAAUGAACCGGACUCAGCGUACUUGCCACCGGUUUCAACACCCGGCGCUAGCUAUUUGCCGCCUCAACAACAUUGA
This is a messenger RNA of Zeugodacus cucurbitae (melon fly), 1653 nucleotides long. Its product is annotated as keratin, type I cytoskeletal 9. The record is from RefSeq and is a predicted model, not a curated record. The transcript is spliced from 2 exons. Lineage: Eukaryota; Metazoa; Arthropoda; Insecta; Diptera; Tephritidae. The coding region runs from base 184 to 1653 and encodes 489 amino acids.